Molecule: messenger RNA, 1711 nt
Organism: Amoebophrya sp. A25
Lineage: Eukaryota; Dinophyceae; Syndiniales; Amoebophryaceae
Source: the annotation of a GenBank genome assembly
CUUAUCGACGGCGGAUUCGACAGAAGGAGAAGCUGACAUCUCUAGAAGACAAAAACGUCCUCUGUGAAAACUACAACUUCUGCUACGUCCGAACAACAAGGAGAUAGAAAUCACUACUGUUCUUCACUAUCUUUCUUUACGAUUCUUUAGAAAAAAAUAUAUUUUUCAACUUGCAAGGAAAUAACUACUCAUUUUAUAGCAUUCAUGAUAAGAAGACAAGUCUCUAAGAUUCUAAGGCCUACUGAGUUUAGACUGUUCCCAUUUAAGAUUAAGACAACUACAUAAGAAGAUCAACUACACAAGAAGAUUAAGACAACCUAACCUAACCUAGACAAGAAGAGGAACAAGAUGUCCAAGCAGAAACCUAAAGUCGCACCGCAGUUCGCCAAUGAGGAGGAGCGAGCUGCCUACUAUGAGAAGGUCAUGGAAAGCAGCGACGAUGAAGUGAAUACGAUCAGGGUAAAGAGUCUACACAAGGAGUCUUUAAAGAUGAAGUCAACACGAUCAGGAUAAAGAGUCUACAUAAGGAGUCUUUGCAUCCUCGUUGGCGCAACUUCUCCUGUAAAGAGUCUAUGCUUGCAGGUCACAUGAGAAGUGACAAAAAUCAUGGUCGUCCCAAAAGGGAUCGCAUAAGUAGUAUACCUGUAGUAGGAGUAGUGAAAGGAGCUAGUAUACCUGUAGUAGUAGUGAUCGUGAAAGGAGUAGUACUGGCGCUCAGACUUCCGCAGCCUCUUCUAUCAUGCCGUGAUGGAAGAAAUGCAACGAACUAGUUGUACUGAAGGAAGAUGAAGAAAGACAGACAGGAGACCAUGGUCGUCCCAAAGGGGACCGCAUAGUCUAAACAGGAAUCCGCAAGGUGUAGGAAGGCACUCCAGCGACGCUUCAUCUCUAUAGUUAGAGACUCUAUAAAGACUCUUUCCAACUUUAUUAGCCAAGUCCGUUCCUGAUUGUGACUCCGAUUAGUACUACAUACACAUACUCAAUUUCAAUCAAGCCAAUCCUUCCCUUUUAAAACCAAGCAAACCACCCAUGAUCCGGCCAAAUCUUUCCCCAUCCCAAAAAUCAAGGGUUCCAAUCAACUACCUUAAAAACAAAACAGGUUGAAGGUGAGGAGCUGGCCGAUGUCCCGGCUUGGCUCCGCGCCGCCUUGGCCAUGAUGGACGCCGAUGACACAGGUGAAUUAGACAAAGCGGAGGUCGUCUACUUCAUGAAGCGCAUUCGUAAACUCAUCCAAGCCAAGAAAAAUGACAACGGUGAACUCGACUACGCUGAUUUUCCAGACUCGGUUAAAGCAGCUAUGGCAGUAUGGGAUGCUGAUGCGAGUGGGUAAUAUUACACUGCUGGAGUAUAUUGACCUUUCUUCUUGAUAAUGGAUAUAUUUUUUUGUUUAAAGAAAUAGAAAGAUCUUGGUCUUCUUCGGUUCAAAACAUUAUCUUACAGUUCAAGAUCAGGGGUAUUUGGACACAACUCUUGAUACAUACAUCUUACAGCUCUUGGACCUUUUUUUAUAUUUCGCUAUAUGAAAUGGGUUGUAGUUGGUGUUUCUUCGAUCUUGCAAGAUGAUUUGUUUACUCAUCAUUCCUCACUCUUAUAAUCAUUCCUUACUCUUACCUUAUCUCCAUCCAAAACUCCCAACAGUUCCGUCUCUGUGGGCGAACUUACCGCGGCAGCUAAUGCCCAAAAGAAGAUGCAAGAGGAGAAUCGUGUCAUG